AUGGAACCAUGCUUCUUGGACAAAUUCAAGUCAGAGAUUCAAGAUUUCUCCAACCUUCCCAUGGAAGAGAAGAAGAAGCUCUGGCAACAACCUAGUGAGGUCGAAGGGUUUGGACAAACUUUUGUGGUUUCAGAUGAGCAGAAACUCGAUUGGUCAGACAUGUUCCUCCUUGUAAUGCAACCUGUCCACUUACGCAAGUCUCACUUGUUCCCCAAGUUACCUCUUCCCUUUAGGUUUUUGCUUCAAAUAGUAAACCCUUUCUUACCAAGUAAUCCACAAGUCUUAAAACAUGUUUAUUGUUUGUUCAGAGAUACACUAGACAUGUAUUCUUCUCAAGUGAAAAGCAUAGCCAAGAUUUUAUUAGCGAAAAUGGCGAGCGCCUUGAUGAUCAAACCGGAGGAAAUGGGAAAGUUGUUUGAUGAUGAGUUAAGACAAACAAUGAGGAUGAAUUACUACCCUCCUUGUCCUGAGCCAGACCAGGUUAUUGGUUUAACUCCACACUCCGAUUCUUCAGCACUCACCAUAUUGUUGCAGGUUAAUGAUGUUGAAGGUCUCCAAAUCAAGAAAAAUGGCAAGUGGGUUCCUGUCAAACCGCUCCCAAAUGCUUUCGUUGUUAACAUUGGAGAUGUCUUAGAGAUCAUAACGAACGGGGCAUACCGAAGUAUAGAGCAUCGUGGAGUUGUGAACUCAGAGAAAGAGAGGCUUUCUGUGGCAGCAUUUCACAAUCUGGGACUAGGUAAACAAGUUGGUCCUCUGAGAAGUCUUGUGGAAAGGUCAAAGGCUGCAUUUUUCAAAAGUGUGACCAUCGAGGAGUAUAUCAAAGGCUUCUUCUCACGUAAGCUUGAUGGAAAAUCUUACCUCGAUGUUAUGAGAAUCUAAAGGAAACAAUGCAUGAUACUAUUGCCCUUAGUGUUUCCAAUAAACUCUGUUUUAUAUUCAAGAAUUUAAACGUAUGUUAGGUUAAUCCUUUUUUCUUAAGGUAGUCUCGUAAAAACCAUAUUACAUGUACUCCUUAUGUUUCAAAAAGUUGAAUUUUUUAAUUUUUUACACGUAUU
This is a messenger RNA of Eruca vesicaria subsp. sativa (arugula), 1055 nucleotides long. The record is from the annotation of a GenBank genome assembly. NCBI's taxonomy places the organism in Eukaryota, Viridiplantae, Streptophyta, Magnoliopsida, Brassicales, Brassicaceae.